Messenger RNA from Penicillium alfredii, 1422 nucleotides. RefSeq lists its product as uncharacterized. NCBI's taxonomy places the organism in Eukaryota, Fungi, Ascomycota, Eurotiomycetes, Eurotiales, Aspergillaceae. The record is from RefSeq and is a predicted model, not a curated record. The transcript has 4 exons. Gene Ontology annotation, cellular component: mitochondrion; cytoplasm. Gene Ontology annotation, molecular function: lipoic acid binding; acetyltransferase activity. The coding region runs from base 1 to 1422 and encodes 473 amino acids.
AUGAGCAUCUGGCGUAGCGGGGGAAACAUCUCCCGCGUCUUGCGACCCGGUCGACCCCAGAGUCUACUCCGCAUCCGAUCUCCCACCCCACCGGUACGAUGUCGCGGAUUUCAUGCGGGCCCGUCGUUGUGGGGGAUAAAAUCCCAGGUUUUGAAAGAUGUUGGGGAGGGGAUCACCGAGGUCCAGAUCAUCCAGUGGUAUGUUGAGGAAGGCGCACACAUUGAGGAAUGGAAGCCUCUGUGCCAAUACCAGUCCGACAAGGCAGUUGAUGAUAUUACGUCGAGAUACGAAGGUGUAAUCAAGAAGCUUCAUUUUGAGGCGGAUGAUACGGUGCCCACGGGAAGAGCACUCUGCGAUAUCGAAGUCGACGAUGCAAAAUAUCCAGAUGACAACCCGCCGCAUGAGCCGCAAGCAGUACUUGCUGAACCUAGCCCUGCCUCAGAAGUGGCGGCAGGAACUCAGGCUGCCGAAUCUUCGCAGCCUGCUCCUGAAGUCUCGGAGGAGACGCCCAGAUCGAGAUAUGCGUCUCUAGCAACUCCAGCAGUCCGUGGGCUGUUGAAAGAUCAUAGUGUCAACAUCCUUGAUGUCAAUGGGACCGGCAAAGAUGGACGUGUCCUCAAAGAAGACGUCUUGAAAUUUGUUGCAGCGAGGGAAUCCAGCGCCGAGCCAGCUCCUGCACCAGCACCACUAUCUCCAACACCAGACGGCCGACAAAGCGAGUCGGUGGUGAACCUGAGCCCAAUUCAAUCACAGAUGUUCAAAACAAUGACACGGUCCUUGAACAUCCCACACUUUCUAUUUGCAGAUGAGCUGAAAGUAGAAACCAUCACCGCCAUCCGCAAGAAGCUUGCCGGUGACGCGCGCGACCCGAAAAAGAUCACCUUCCUUCCCUUCGUUGUCAAAGCUGUGUCGCUAGCACUGAACGAAUACCCCAUCCUCAAUGCCCGAGUCGACACCAGCAACCCGGACAAACCGCAACUAGUCAUGCGAGCCAAGCACAACAUCGGUAUUGCCAUGGACACACCACAGGGCCUGAUCGUCCCGAACAUCAAGGAUGUCGCGAGCCGCUCGAUCUUCGACAUUGCCGCCGAGAUCUCGCGGCUCAGUGCCCUGGGCAAGAGCGGCAAACUGACUCCCGCCGAUAUCAGCGGUGGAACCAUUACCGUCUCGAAUAUCGGCAACAUUGGGGGCACGUAUGUUGCGCCGGUGAUUGUCCCAACGGAAGUUGCCAUUCUCGGGGUCGGGCGGUCUAAGACGAUGCCGGUCUUUGAUGAAGCGGGCCAAGUUACGCGCGCGGACCUGGUGAAUUUCAGCUGGAGUGCGGAUCAUCGUGUGGUCGAUGGCGCGACUAUGGCGCGCAUGGGGAAUAAGGUGCGGGAGUUGAUUGAGGCUCCGGAGCUUAUGCUUCUGAAUAUGAGGUAA